AGAGCUCCUGAAAGCCAGCUCGAAACAGUCAGAGUCUGACUGCACUGCGGAGCAUUCUCUGACACAGAAGAAGAGUGCAGUGAUCCACGUGCCCGAGAUUACAAUGACGGCUUCAGGCAUGAACACCGACUUGCAACGUUGAAGGCUCUGCUUGUACAGACGAGCUUCCUGACAAUCGCGUGCGGAAGAUCUAAAGCUGGGCUUCACUUUUCUGUUUGAAAAGUAUACAAUGAGUACUAAAUCAUCGAAUGCCUCUGCUACCCAAUGCACAGUGAACCACAACAUGGAACCGUUCACUUAUUUCUAUUACUUAAUUUUCCUGAUUGGCAUUAUUGGGAGUUGCAUAGCACUUUGGGCUUUUAUCAAACAGAGGCAAUCCAAAAAAACCCUUAAUAUCUACCUCAUUAACCUUCUGACUGCCGAUUUUCUGUUAAGUUUGGCUCUCCCUUUCAAAAUAGCUGUCGACUUAGGCAUUGCUCCAUGGGGUAUGAAGAUCUUCCACUGCCAGGUAACGGCAUGUCUCAUGUACAUUAAUAUGUACGCAUCAAUUAUAUUUCUUGGUUUUGUGAGCAUAGAUCGGUAUGUUCAUCUCUCCGGUAGCAUAAGAUUCCAGCAGAUACAGAAACCAGGUUUUGCAAAAAUGAUAUCUGUAGUUAUAUGGACAAUGGUGUUGUUAUUGAUGAUACCAAACAUGGCAAUCCCUAUCAAACGCAUACCUCCGAAGCCUAGACUGAAGUGCGCGGAGAUCAAACAGAUAAUGGGACUAAACUGGCACGUCUUCACCAACUUUAUCUGCAUUGCCAUAUUCAUGAAUGUUUCUGCUGUGCUCUUGACCUCAAACUUUCUCCUGGUGAAAAAGCUCCACCGGAUCAAGGACAAAGAAGCACAGAAUGACGUGAAGCAAACACUGAGGCACAUUUUGAUACUGACUGGCAUCUACAUCAUUUGUUUCGUGCCGUAUCACAUUAUUCGGACUCCGUACACUCUCAGUCAGUACAAGCCAAAAGAAGACUGCAGUCUACAAAGAUCACUGUUCCUGGCCAAGGAAGCAACCUUUCUUUUGGCAGUUCUCAACCUUUGCUUUGAUCCCAUUUUGUACUUCUGCCUCUGUAAAUCAUUCCGAUUAAAAAUCACAGAAACUUUUGGAAGAGAAGAGACGAGGUGCAAGGCAAAACGUGAGGCUGAAGGGAGGACUGCGGAGAACUCAGUUUAGCUAAACCAGAUGUUACCAGCUAUAUAUCUGACUAUUUUGAUUUGAAUGCUUCAAAGUGCGUAAAUACAUUGGAUCUAUGAGGGAAUUGUAAACUGUGAUAAGAGAUAAAAAAAUUUCGUCAUUAAGGAAGUCUAGUUCAUGCACAUACACUCAGAGGCCACUUUAUUUUUAGGUACACCUGCUCAUUAGUGUAAAUACCUAAUCAGCCAAUCACUGGCAGCAACUCAAUGCAUAAAAGCAUGCAGCCAUGGUCAAGGGGUUCAGUUGUUGUUCAGACCAAACAUCGGAAUGGGGAAGAAAUGUGAGCUAAGGGACUGACUGUGAAAUGAUUGCUCAUGCCAGAUGGGGUGGUUUGAGUAUCUCACAAACUGCUGAUCUCCUGGGAUUCUCAUCCACAACAGAGUUUACAGAGAAUGGUGCAAAAAAACACAACAAAUCAGGGGGAAAAUACCCCAUGAACCAUGGCUCUGUAGGUGAAAAUACAUGGUUAAUGAGAGAAAUCAGACGAGAAUGGCCAGACUGGUUCAAGUUGACAGAAAGGCGACAGUAACUCAAAUAACUUCACGAAACAACAGUGAUGUUCAGAAGAGCAUCUCUGAACACACACUUUUCAAAUCUUGAACUGGAUGGGCUACAGCAGGAGACGAGCACAAUCAUACCUUCUAUCAAGUACAGUAGGGACCUUGUGUAAUAAUGUGGCCACAGGGUAUAUGUAGCAAAGUGUUUUUGCAUUUAUGUGUAUAUAGUGCUGAAAUUAUAUUGCAUAUUUUAUAUUAUUUAAUUAAACUAGCAUUUUAUCUCAAUUA
This is a messenger RNA of Hypanus sabinus (Atlantic stingray), 2019 nucleotides long. It is a transcript of the gene gpr171, whose product is annotated as G protein-coupled receptor 171. Gene Ontology annotation, cellular component: membrane. The transcript is spliced from 2 exons. Gene Ontology annotation, molecular function: G protein-coupled purinergic nucleotide receptor activity. Lineage: Eukaryota; Metazoa; Chordata; Chondrichthyes; Myliobatiformes; Dasyatidae. The record is from RefSeq and is a predicted model, not a curated record. Bases 230 to 1213 code for a protein of 327 amino acids. Gene Ontology annotation, biological process: G protein-coupled receptor signaling pathway.